CGUCGCAGAGGCGUGCUAAGCUGGGACGCGGAGCCGUCGAGGCGCUGGGGGGAAUGCGGACGCCGCCGGCCUGCACCGGCCCCCGGCGUGGUGGGCGAGAGGGUCGUGGGGGCUUCCCAACCGGGACGGGGGUGCCCGGGCCUGCCCACUCUUAGGGAUCCUUGGGCCUCUGACGGUCCCCUGCGCGGCCGCAGCAGUCUCUCCGUCGCCGCCCUGACACCUGAGGGCCAGCCCGGGAAAACUCUUCUAUCAUGUCGCAGAAUGGAUACUUUGAGGAUGCAGGCUACCUCAAGUGUGACGCGGAUGAUGCCUCUGAAACCCGUGAGGAGAGCCUGGGGGAUGAGGCCUUCGACACGGUCAACUCCUCCAUUGUGUCUGGCGAGAGCAUCCGUUUCUUUGUCAACGUCAACCUCGAGGUGCAGCCCACCCAGUCCGAGGGUGAAUCGCCUGGCGGCUACGGGCUCCUACACACCUCCCGCAAGUAUCUGAAGUUAAAGAACUUUGAGGAAGAGAUCCGAGCGCACCGGGACCUAGACGGCUUCUUGGCACGGGCCAGCAUCAUCCUGAACGAGACAGCCACCUCCCUGGAUGACGUGCUACGGGCCAUGCUGUGCCGCUUAGCCCAAGACUCCCACAACACCGAGCCCGACUGCAACUUGGACCCGCUCAUGGCCAUGCUUUUCACUGAUGCUGGGGCCCCCACGGAGGGUAAAGCAGUUCACCUACUGUCAGAUACCAUCCAAGGGGUCACUGCCACAGUAACGGGGGUGCAAUACCAGCAGUCGUGGCUCUGCAUCAUCUGUACCUCCAAGGCCCUGCUGAAGCGGCAUGUGUGCAUCAGCCGCCUGGUUCGCCCGCAGAACUGGGGGGAGAAUUCCUGUGAGGUGCGGUUUGUCAUCCUGGUGCUGGCCCCACCCAAGAUGAAAAGCACCAAGACUGCGACGGAGGUGGGACGCACGUUUGCCACCAUGUUCUUAGACAUCACCUUCCGCCAGAAGCUCCUGAAGACCCGCACGGAGGAGGAAUUCAAGGAGGCCCUGGUACAUCAGAGACAGCUGCUCACCGUAAUGAGCCACUGUCCGAGCAUCAGCAUGAAGGACUACAGCAUGAGCUCCGCCUGCACCCACAGACCCCCGCAGCCCCCACGGCACAAGGACUUUCUCCCCAUGGGGAGGGGCAUCCGGGAAGACAUCGCCCGCAGAUUCCCUGUGUACCCGCUGGACUUCACUGAUGGCAUUAUCGGGAAAAACAAAGCUGUGGGCAAAUACAUCACCACCACCCUGUUCCUCUACUUCGCCUGCCUCCUGCCCACGAUCGCUUUUGGGUCCCUCAACGAUGAGAACACGAAUGGGGCCAUUGAUGUACAGAAGACCAUAGCUGGGCAGAGCAUCGGAGGCCUCUUGUAUGCACUCUUCUCUGGGCAGCCGCUGGUGGUGCUGCUGACGACCGCACCCCUGGCCCUCUACAUCCACGUGAUCCGUGGCAUCUGUGAUGACUACGAUCUGGACUUCAGUACCUUCUAUGCAUGGACAGGCCUGUGGAACAGUUUCUUCCUCACGCUUUAUGCCCUCUUCAACCUCAGCCUGGUCAUGAGUCUCUUCAAGAGGUCAACGGAGGAGAUCAUUGCUUUGUUCAUUUCCAUCACAUUCGUGCUGGAUGCUGUCAAGGGCAUGGUCAAAAUCUUCCAGAAGUACUACUGUGGCCACAACCCCGGGAACUACUACGAAGAUAGGUCUUCCCCGGUGAGCCUGCUGGGCCUCAGCCCCAGCCUCAACAGCAGCCUCCACGCUGCCCUCAACACCAGCCUCCUGGCCGGCCCACCAGAGCUGCCUUCAGUGGGCAGCCAGGGCCCCGAGCCCCUGGCCCGGGACACGGCUGUGCUCAGCCUCCUCAUCAUGCUGGGGACACUCUGGCUGAGCUACACCCUCUACCAGUUCAAGAAGAGCCCCUACCUGCACCCCUACAUGCGUGAGAUCCUGUCAGACUGUGCCUUGCCCAUCUCAGUGCUUACCUUCUCCCUCAUCUCUUCCUACGGCUUCCAGGAGAUUAAGAUGGGCAAGUUCCGCUACAACCCAAGCAAGAGCCUGUUCGAGAUGGCCGAGAUGCACUCGCUAUCCCUGGUGGCCGUCAGCGGCGCCAUGGGCCUCGGCUUCCUCCUCUCCAUGCUCUUCUUCAUCGAGCAGAACCUGGUGGCUGCCUUGGCUAAUGCCCCGGAGAACAGGCUGGUAAAGGGCACUGCCUACCACUGGGACCUCCUGCUCGUCGCCAUCAUCAACACCGGGCUGUCUCUGUUUGGGCUGCCCUGGAUCCACGCUGCCUACCCCCACUCCCCGUUGCACGUGCGGGCACUAGCUUUGGUGGAGGAGCGUGUGGAGAAUGGGCACAUUUAUGAGACGAUUGUGAGUGUGAAGGAGACGCGGUUGACCACCCUGGGCGCCAGCAUCCUGGUGGGCUUCUCCCUCCUGCUGCUGCCCUUCCCGCUACAGUGGAUCCCCAAGCCUGUGCUCUACGGCCUCUUUCUCUACAUCGCGCUCACCUCCAUCGACGGCAACCAGCUGUUUGCACGCAUGGUCCUGCUGCUCAAGGACCAAACCUCGUACCCACCCACCCACUACAUCCGGAGGGUGCCCCAGAGGAAGAUCCACUACUUCACAGGCCUGCAGGUCCUGCAGCUGCUGCUGCUCUGUGCCUUUGGCAUGAGCACCCUGCCCUACAUGAAGAUGAUCUUUCCCCUCAUCAUGAUCGCCAUGAUCCCCAUCCGCUACAACCUGCUGCCCCAAAUCAUUGAAGCCAAGUACCUGGACGCCAUGGACGCUGAGCACUGAGGUCCUGGCUACCAGGCCCUGGCCACACCCCAUCCGCCCAUCCCUCUGGGUCUUCCCAGGCUGGCUCUGUGGCUGUGUGUGGGUAUCUUGGGGUGCUGCUCUGUGCUGCACCCCCUCACAGCUGUCCCAACUGGCCUAGGGUGUCUGGGCAUUGAGGGGGCUCCAAGGUGUGUGUCUGCUCCUCUUCCCAUUAGCCUUUUGCUUUGGGUCCGGAACUCUGCUCAGGGCAGCUUCUGCCCAGGGUGGGACUAAGCAGGACGGAUUUUCUUUUGAUAAAAGAGCCUGAAAGAGAAACCAUUUCCUUGAUUGUGUAAGGAACUUGCUGUAUGCGCA
Molecule: messenger RNA, 3158 nt
Organism: Balaenoptera musculus (blue whale)
Lineage: Eukaryota; Metazoa; Chordata; Mammalia; Artiodactyla; Balaenopteridae
Gene: SLC4A11
Product: solute carrier family 4 member 11
Exons: 21
Coding region: 252-2825 (857 amino acids)
Biological process (GO): monoatomic ion homeostasis; monoatomic anion transport; transmembrane transport
Cellular component (GO): plasma membrane; basolateral plasma membrane
Molecular function (GO): solute:inorganic anion antiporter activity
Source: RefSeq, a predicted model, not a curated record